AUGGAUGGAUGCUGCGGCGAGGUUUCCGUCGCAGACUCCCUUCUCGAGGCGUUUGCCGUUGCGCUGCUCGCUCAACCUGUGCGGGAUGGCUGGCACCGCAAUGUCAUCAGUGCUUUUAACGGCGGAGGGACUGUUAUCGCAGGCGUUGUACUGCAGCUACCACCGUCAUCCAUCGAUGGCACGGAGACAAACAGAUUUAUGUGCGUGUCACUGGGCAGUGGCACAAGAUGCGUCGGAUACGAGCCUCCUUUGCACUCCGCCGAGGUGGAUCCGUUUCUUCGGGACGGCCACGCAGAGGUAAUGGCGCGACGUGGUUUUGUCGCCUUUUUAUUGGACGCGGCGGUGUACCUUGCGCAAUCGGAAACCAGAAAACACCCCGUUGUUGCGCGUUGUCACUUUGUCCGCAUGAAGCCAGAAGGAGCUAGCGGGGAGGCGGCGCCGUGGCGGUGCUUCCGCCUACGUGAAGGUGUCACAGUCCAUCUGGUAUGCACGGAAUGCCCUUGUGGGGCGAUGUCCGUUCCGGGCGGUGGGGGCCACGUUCUUCUCGCUACUCCUAGCGGUCAAUCGCUAUUGCCAUGCGCUGACGUCGAUGCGGCCCCAAAGGAGGAGGGCGUCUCCUCCUCCUCCCGCGAUGCGAGUAAGAGUGCCAGUGCGCGGGUUAUAGUGUCUUGUGGUCAUGUUGUGGCCGCCCACCGCAGCCAUCCCGCCGAUGCGAUGUUGUGCGUGGGACGUGUGAAGCCUGGUAAGGGCCGCCAAAACCUUUGUAUGUCGUGUUCUGACAAGCUGCUUAGGUGGCACUGUUUGGGUAUCCAGGGCAGACGACGAGCGCGACUAUUUCCAACGCCUGUGCGUCUCACAAGUAUAUUGCUGCCGCAGACGCCUGUUGUUGCUACUCCUGAUGCCGCUGCCGACACGGAUAGUGCUGCAUCCAGGUCAUUUUCGCUGGAGGCCGCACGGAGUGCUCUGAAUGAUCGUAUCUGCUGUUUCCAUCCGAUGGCGCUUUUAGACAAGGGAAGAGAAAUUCCAAAAGAGGUCUCUCGGCUGCUUCAUGACGCGCCCGUUCCCCCUCCCGUUAGUUUUCAUGGGUUCGCACCGUCAUUGCUUCUGUCGCUCCUCAGCAAAGGUGCCAUCUCUGCGGAUGCACGGGAGAGCGAGGAUUGCGGUGGGGAAGACGACAGUGGGAGAGGUGAUUCUGGUUGGUCGCGGAGCGCGUGGCUCAAGAUGGUCAUUGGAGAGAGGAGUGACUCCUGUCAAGUUGCAGGAAGAAAGAGGCAACGAGAAGCCAACGCGUCGGAAAGGAACGGUGAUACGCUUGGUUGGACGAAAGCUGGUGUCGCCGUGUUAAACACAAAGGCGGGUCUGCCCCGCGGUAUCACAAGGCAGGUUGCGGGGCACACUGUCCAUCAGUUAAUAAAACUACAGUCCGCGCUGUUAGCAGGAGAUGAAGCCCCUAGUUACACAAUGAAAGAAGCAGCACUAGAGGUUAUUGCGGAACGGUUUCCACUUUCACGGCUAUGGAUGGCGCUGCAACAACAGAGAGCCCUGCGCUACUUCAAACAGCAUCAAAACGGCCCUUCUCUGGAGUCUCCUUCCUUUGUGGCAAAGGAUGAUGGUCAGAAGCAUGACUGUGAUAUGGCCAUAAGUUCGUUUUUCUUGCCGGUAGUCCUUUUUCCUGCUGGGCGCACGGAGGAUCAGGAGUUCGUUGUUGCAGGAGGCUCUGUGCACUAUUGGCUGCAGCGAGCGCGCCAAUGCAGGAAAGCCAUGACGCGUGGAUUGAGCAGCGAAGAGGAUAGGUCGGCGUGCAUCCCGCUUUUAUGGGUGGAGAAGGGAGCUUCUGUCUAA
Messenger RNA from Trypanosoma conorhini, 1842 nucleotides. RefSeq names its product putative adenosine deaminase-like protein. Bases 1 to 1842 code for a protein of 613 amino acids. The transcript has a single exon. Gene Ontology annotation, biological process: RNA processing. The record is from RefSeq and is a predicted model, not a curated record. Lineage: Eukaryota; Euglenozoa; Kinetoplastea; Trypanosomatida; Trypanosomatidae. Gene Ontology annotation, molecular function: RNA binding; adenosine deaminase activity.